This is a messenger RNA of Capsella rubella, 1781 nucleotides long. Its product is annotated as protein SLOW WALKER 1. The record is from RefSeq and is a predicted model, not a curated record. Gene Ontology annotation, biological process: rRNA processing; positive regulation of transcription by RNA polymerase I. Gene Ontology annotation, molecular function: protein binding. The coding region runs from base 63 to 1652 and encodes 529 amino acids. Gene Ontology annotation, cellular component: nucleolus. The transcript has a single exon. NCBI's taxonomy places the organism in Eukaryota, Viridiplantae, Streptophyta, Magnoliopsida, Brassicales, Brassicaceae.
AAUUGCUUAAACCCUAAGAGCAGCCUCCUCCUCCUUCUUCCUCUGUCUGGCCCUAUAGAGAAAUGGAGGAAGAGCUUCGUGUUCGGCUCAAUGAGCAUCACCAGGUGUCGAAGGUAUUCCCAGUGAAACCAAAAUCAACGGCUAAACCUGUUUCCGAGUCGGAGACUCCGGAAUCCAGAUACUGGUCCUCCUUCAAACCUCACUCCAUACCUAAUCUCGUCUCCUCCAUCUCCGCCUUGGCUUUCUCUCCUGUCCACCCUCACUCCUUGGCCGUCGCUCACUCCGCCAGCGUCUCCCUCUUUUCCUCUCUUUCUCUUUCCUCCUCCCGCCGUUUCUCCUUCCGUGAUGUUGUCUCCUCCGUCUGUUUCCGUUCCGACGGCGCUCUUUUCGCCGCUUGCGAUCUCUCCGGUGUUGUCCAGGUAUUCGACAUCAAGGAACGCAUGGCUCUCCGUAGCCUCCGCUCCCACACCGCCCCCGCCCGAUUCGUCAAGUAUCCCUUUCAGGACAAACUUCACUUGGUUUCCGGAGGCGACGAUGGAGUCGUCAAGUACUGGGAUGUCGCCGGAUCAACCGUCAUCUCAGAUCUGUUAGGCCACAAGGACUAUGUCCGCUGCGGUGAUUGCUCCCCCGUCAACGAUUCAAUGUUCAUUACUGGCUCUUACGAUCACACUGUCAAGGUGUGGGACGCCAGAGUGGACAAGUCCAAAUGGAUCGCCGAGAUCAACCAUGGACUCCCUGUGGAGGACGUCGUGUACCUGCCUUCCGGUGGAAUGAUCGCAACCGCCGGCGGGAACAGCGUCAAGGUUUGGGACUUGAUCGGAGGCGGGAAGAUGGUUUGCUCCAUGGAGAGUCACAACAAGACCGUCACCUCUCUCUGCGUGGGGAGAAUGGAUUCGGCUGAGACUCGACUUGUGAGCGUUGCCUUGGACGGAUACAUGAAAGUGUUUGACUACGGGAGAGCGAAGGUGACUUACUCUAUGAGGUUUCCAGCUCCUCUCAUGUCUCUUUGCCUUUCCCCGGAUGGUUCCACCCGGGUGAUCGGAGGGUCUAACGGCGUUGUGUUUGCCGGCAAGAAAAAACUCAGAGAUGCGGGGGAGAAGAAGAGUUUGAGUCUUUGGAGUGUGAGGAGCGAAGUGGACGAGAGUAGGAGAAGGGCACUGAGGCCGACGUAUUUCAGGUACUUCCAGAGAGGGCAGAGCGAGAAGCCAUCCAAAGAGGAUUACUUUGUCAAGCAGAAGAAAGGAUUGAAGCUUGCGAGACACGAUAAGCUGUUGAAGAAGUUCAGGCACAAGGAGGCUCUGGUCUCCGUGUUGGAGGAGAAGAAACCGGCAAAUGUGGUGGCAGUGAUGGAGGAAUUAGUGGCAAGGAGGAAGCUGAUGAAGUGCGUGUCGAAUAUGGAAGAAGGCGAGUUGGGAAUGCUGCUAGGUUUCUUGCAGAGGUACUGCACUGUCCAGAGGUAUUCUGGAUUGUUGAUGGGAUUGACAAAGAAGGUUUUGGAGACGAGAGCUGAGGACAUCAAGGGUAAAAACGAGUUUAAAGGGCUUCUCAGGAACUUGAAGAGGGAGGUUAACCAGGAGAUUAGGAUACAACAGUCUCUUCUAGAGAUUCAGGGUGUUAUUGCUCCUUUGAUGAGAAUUGCUGGGAGAAGUUGAUUAAUCUAUGCAAGUUUUGUUUGUUUUUCUACAUUUGAUGCUUUCAACGUUUUUCUCCUAAUGAUAAUUUCUUGGUAAUCUAAACUUGAAAUGAUGGAUUUAUGUAACAAAGAGCAGUUUUGUUUUGUU